AUGCUGAGCUUCUGCCCUCAGAUACCUCACUCUGUGCUCUUCCUGAUGAUGUUGCCUCCAUCACUGCUUAGCACAACGGACUUCCUGUACCAGUAUGCUGCCUGGGAAAACUACCCUGGACUUGGUUUGGGCCCCAGAACUUUCCAGCACCAGGAAGACCAGAACCCAAGACAUAUGUGGCACCGAAGGGAUUCGAAUCAGAAAGUAUGCCAGGCCACCCCGGACAUCUACUUUGUUCUGGAUAAGUCUGAACACAUGAUGAACGCCUGGCCGCAUGUUCACAAGUUUGUGGUGGAUAUGCUGCAGAGAAUAACAAACCAGGAUCUGCGGGUGUCCAUCAUCACCUUCUCCUGCAAAGGCAACAUCAUCCUGCCCAUCACCGGGGACAAAGAAGAAAUUCUUAAGGGUAUUGAAAGGCUGAAGUAUAGCAUACCUGCAGGACAUCUGGACAUUUUCCGAGGAAUUUGGAAGGCAAAUACACAGAUGAAAAAGGUCAACUCAGGAGGUGUUGAGCGUCCCAGCAUGAUUAUCUCCUUGCUCAACGGCCCCCUGAGUAAAGAGGCUUACAAUUAUUCUCUGGGCGAGGCUAAUUAUGCUCGGAAACACGGAGCAUCCAUUUACUGUGUGGGUACGGGGUACUCUGAGGAAAAGCAGAUAAUAGGACUGGCAGGCAAACCAGAAAAUGCUUUUCCAUAUAAGAAACCUGAAAACCUUAAGGACCUCAUUAACCCAAUAGCGUCCAAGGUCUGCCCAUAUCUUAAAUCUUCAGAGACACGCAUUAUAUGCGUAAGAGUAUCAAACCCGGUGGUACUGCGUGGAUACGGCUUUGACUUUGCCAUGCGGAAGGAAGAAGCUAUUUGCAGGUUCUAUUUCAGUGGCAUAGUCAUGACUUUCGAAGAUGUCAAAGCCACCAAUCUAACCAGGACAACUGCUACUUGUCCUGGACCGAUCGUAGACAAACCAGGACAAGUGAUCUAUGUUUUACUCAGCCUGGACAAUGGAAAAAACUUCCUGAAUAACAAUGUAUUCGUUGCAAGCAAGCCCUGUGUGAGUACCCGGGCCACAACUCUGCCAACUACAGCUACAACCAGUAGGAGACUCACAACUAAAACAACACUUACGACUACCACAACCACCACUGAAAGCCCCACCACCAUCCUGUUCACAGAGCAACCGAAGCCAAGCGGCAAUGGAUUCAUUUUUGCCCCUGUCCUAUUGGCCCUGCUGCUGACUAUAUUGCUGAUUGGCUGUCUCUGGCAGCUAUGUUCUCUUCCUCCGCCUGUCAAGGAGCUACCCCCGCCUAAGCCCCAGCCACAGCCCAGACAGAAGAGACAACCCCCUCCUCCAGUGUCUCCCCCAGCACCCACACCACCUGUAGCCCCAUCCCCCAUUGUGAUCAUCUGCUGCUGCACCUGUCGUGGCCUGUGUGUGAGCAGAGACAUGGAGGGCAAUGUGAUCGUGUGCAACUUCAAUCCCCUAUGCUGCCACCAGUUGCCAUCGAUGUGGCCUCAGUGUGGUGACCAGGAGCAGUGCACCAACUAUGGCUUCCUGAAGGCCCUCUGCGCUCAGGACCCCUGCAGCCCCAAGGUCCCGGGUGCCUCCUCUGCCCGCCCCGGAAGAACCAAGGGUAGGGGACCCUCUAGAAACCUGAAGGUCCCGCCCCCGAGGCGGGGCCUGGAAUCCCGCGGGCUCUACAGCCAAGUUCAACAGCGCACACUGGCUGGCACGCCGCUGGUACCCUCCGGCCCCGCUGAUGCUGUGGGAGAGCCUAGGUUCAUCUUUAUUGAUGAUUAG
Molecule: messenger RNA, 1794 nt
Organism: Acomys russatus (golden spiny mouse)
Lineage: Eukaryota; Metazoa; Chordata; Mammalia; Rodentia; Muridae
Product: anthrax toxin receptor-like
Exons: 19
Coding region: 1-1794 (597 amino acids)
Cellular component (GO): membrane
Molecular function (GO): signaling receptor activity
Source: RefSeq, a predicted model, not a curated record